Trichoplusia ni (cabbage looper) is the source of this 2959-nucleotide messenger RNA. It is a transcript of the gene Muc91C, whose product is annotated as pro-resilin. The transcript is spliced from 3 exons. Gene Ontology annotation, molecular function: transcription coactivator activity. The record is from RefSeq and is a predicted model, not a curated record. Gene Ontology annotation, cellular component: RNA polymerase II transcription regulator complex. Bases 787 to 2478 code for a protein of 563 amino acids. Gene Ontology annotation, biological process: positive regulation of transcription by RNA polymerase II. NCBI's taxonomy places the organism in Eukaryota, Metazoa, Arthropoda, Insecta, Lepidoptera, Noctuidae.
CAAGUAUCAUUUGCCCAAAUAAAUAUCAAUUUUGUGUAAAUUAAAUUCGUGAGGACAAUAACAAUAAUCUGAGUCCUGGCAGAACUUUACGAAACUUUGUAAGUAAACAAUUAUAAGUUGCGCCACUCAGCAACACUGUUGCUUUGAACUCGUGACUCUCAGUGGCACUGCGCUACUUUGUGCUACUGCGCUACACUGUACCUCCGUACUGCGCUGUCCAGUAACGAAUUACUUUUGAACAUAUUAGUUAGAACCUUAUUAUAAGGUUAAUUAACCGGAGUGACAGGCUGGUGCUACUGAGUACCUCCACCUAGGAUGUAGUUCUGGAACUUCGUUUGGUUUGCUUGUUAUAAAGUUUUUGUAACUUUAUAAUUGGCAGACGAGAACAUUUGUUUUGUACUUUGUAAUGUUACUUUUUAACGCUAAACAUUGUUUUUUCAAUUCAGUCUUUGCUUUUUUUAAUUAAAUGUAUGUCAGAAAAAUAAUUUAAAAGCUGCGAAUAAGCAGGAUAUCAAAAACUCGGAUGUCGGAUUCAAUUUGGUGCAUUCUGUAUACUAACUAUAUAAGUGUUUUCAAUUGAUUCGUGGAAUAUCUCAAGUAUUAAUAAAAUGAAAGAGUAAAAUAGGAAAGUGAACUAGCUAAAACUUCGUCUUUAGAGUAGCACCGAGCCGAGUAGCAUCAGAAGUUCAUAGUUCGAAUUCUUAAAACUCAAGUUAAUCGUGAGAGCUAAAGUAAAUUAAACGUAAAUAAAAAAUAAUACUCCUCAGAAAUGUAAUAAUAAUUAAAAUGCCACAUAUCAUCACAGCACCACUUUGCAAACUCCUGGCUCAAAUAAAUGAAAAACUGAAAAUCUAUAAGAAUUUAUCUCUUGUUUACAGAACGGCACUCUCGUCCCCCAAGAUGGCGCACAUCAAGCUGGUGGUGGCAUCGGCCCUGCUGAUGCUGUCCCUGGCCGCUGCGACGCCCAAGCACCGAAAGCGUGAAGCUCCGCUGAGCUCCUCGUACCUGCCACCUUCACACGGAGGCGGUGGCCACGGCGGUGGCGGCGGCGGCGGUGGAUACAGCAGCGGCGGCGGAGGAGGGUACAGCAGUGGAGGCGGGGGUGGAUACAGCGGGGGCGGCGGUCACGGAGGUGGGGGCGGUGGAUACAGCGGGGGCGGCGGCCACGGAGGCAGCGGUGGCGGCGGACACGGCGGCAGCGGCGGCGGUGGCCACGGGAGCGGCGGCCACGGAGGUGGCGGCGGCGGCGGUGGCUACCCAAGUGCCGGACCAUCCACCAGUUACGGGCCCCCUAAACCUAGCUAUGGGCCACCCCCUAAACCCAGCUAUGGACCUCCAAAGCCCAGUUACGGACCACCCAAACCUAGCUACGGUCCACCCAAACCUAGCUACGGACCACCUAAGCCCAGCUACGGUCCUCCCAAACCAAGCUACGGACCACCGAAACCGUCCAACAGCUAUGGACCUCCUCCAUCCAAGCCUUCCAGCUCUUAUGGAGCCCCGGCUAGACCUCCAGCGACCAGCUACGGCGUCCCAACUGGACCAUCAACUACUUAUGGUGCACCUAAACCAUCGAAGCCAUCCAGCUCGUACGGCGCUCCCUCCAGCUCGUACGGCGCUCCCUCCAGCUCGUACGGCGCCCCAGCUGCGGCACCAUCCAGCUCUUACGGAGCACCUUCAGCAGGUCCCUCCAGCUCGUACGGCGCUCCUUCUCCUCCGUCCUCGUCUUACGGCGCCCCAUCCUCCGCCCCCUCCAGCUCGUACGGAGCUCCUUCUCCACCAUCCAGCUCCUAUGGCGCUCCGGCGUCCCCUCCAUCCUCGUCUUACGGAGCUCCCGCCGCAGUACCAUCCUCAUCAUACGGCGCUCCGUCAUCUGGUGGUAGCAGCGGUGGAUUCAGUAGCAGCGGUUUCGGUAGCAGUGGCUUUGGAAGCAGCGGUUCAGGAGGCAGUAGCUUCGGUUCUAGCGGUCCAUCAUCGAGCUACGGUGCUCCGGCUAGCCCGCCAUCCAGCUCUUAUGGAGCGCCAGCCAGCCCCCCAUCCAGCUCCUACGGUGCCCCCGCCAGCCCGCCUUCCAGCUCGUACGGCGCACCUACAUCAACCAGUUACGGCGCUCCUAGCAGCGGCGGCGGCGGCGGUAGCGGCGGAUACUCAUCAGGCGGCGGUGGACAUUCUGGCGGCCACUCUGGAGGCAGCGGCGGCGGCGGCGGUGGUUACUCCUCCGGUGGUAGCGGCGGCUACUCUUCAGGUGGAAGCGGCGGCGGGUACUCGUCCGGCGGCAGCGGUGGCGGAUACUCCUCCGGCGGUGGGCACUCCUCGGGAGGCGGCGGUGGCGGCUACUCGUCUGGCGGCGGCGGCGGUGGAGGCUACUCGUCGGGAGGCUCCGACAGCUACUCGUCCGGCGGCUCGGGCGGCCACGGCGGCGGAGUGCCGCCCACCAUCAGCCAGAGCUACGACUCCAACGGUGGCUACGUGUACUAAGUCCUGUAGGCUCCUAGCGUCCUAGUACUAAUAUACGAUAGUCAAUUAUUUAGGUGUCACAGAUUGUUCAGUAUUGGCGGUACUAAUUUCAACCUCAUGAGUCUCUACUUUUUGUAUUUAUGUUCGGUUUUCACCAAUCCUUGCCUGCAUUAGUAGCUACUUUCAGAAAGUUGCGAACUACAUGAAAUCCUUUACCGACCCUGUAUUAAUAUAGAAGUCGAGGCCGAGUCUGGCGUCAUUAUGAAUGUUACCAUGUUACCAAAUAACUCGAAGUAUCCUGUUCAGCAGCGCGCUGAUGUAAGAAUAGUGAACAAAUGAUGUCGACGUCCUGUGACGAGUAUCGUCCGUCGCCCUCUGCUUACCACGUAAGCGACGCUUGAAAGUAUUACCUUAAUUUAAUUAUGAUUAAUAAAUUGUACAAAAUUUAGUUUAAGUACUAAGUAACUAUACUUUUUGUAAAAAUAAAAAAAAAUGUAAAUAG